Rodentolepis nana is the source of this 219-nucleotide messenger RNA. NCBI's taxonomy places the organism in Eukaryota, Metazoa, Platyhelminthes, Cestoda, Cyclophyllidea, Hymenolepididae. The record is from the annotation of a GenBank genome assembly.
AUGCGGUUGGAGGAGGUGAUUUUCCAGGUCAUUUGCCAGGUCAGCAUGGUGGAACCAACGUGUUCUGAAUCUCGGCUCUAUGGUCAUCUGGCGAACAUCUAUGCGGAAAUGCAGUCCCAUCUUCCACCUCGCCAAUCCAUUUAUGCUGCUAUCUCCUCCCUAAUCAAAUCGGGUCUUAUCUACUACUGCGGUAAAUCCUGCAUUUUAGUAAUGAUUUAA